This is a messenger RNA of Cajanus cajan (pigeon pea), 1911 nucleotides long. The record is from RefSeq and is a predicted model, not a curated record. Lineage: Eukaryota; Viridiplantae; Streptophyta; Magnoliopsida; Fabales; Fabaceae.
AUGCAGGCCAGAAUAGAAGCCAGUACCAGGACGGUGGAGGAAGAUGUCAUGUUGGAAGUCCCUAGGGAUUUUCGGCCUUUCUCGGGAGCCAUAGAAGCCGAGGCCAUCCCCAGGGAUCAUCGAAUACCCCAAGUCGAGCCCUUUGAUGGAACGCAGGAUCCCAGUCAGCAUUUGACAGAUUUCCGAGCCCAAAUGUUGAUCUGUGGAGGAGGCAUGGAAGUCCGCUGCAAGCUUUUCAUGGGAACACUCAAGAAGGCAGCACUUGAUUGGUUUAGUGGUCUUCCUGACCAAUCAAUCACCGACUUCGACGUCUUCAGUAGGCUUUUCAUGGCGCAAUUCGCCGCCAACAAGAAGAAGCCACCGAUUACAUCGGACUUGUUCGAUCUCAAGCAGCAGCGGGAGGAGUCGUUGAAGGACUUUAUGCAAAGGUUCAAUGAGGUCGCUUUGAGGAUAGCAUCUUUGGAUGAGAGGAUGGCUGUCAUCGCGUUCCAGAAGGGCCUAAGGUCUGGAGCUUUCGACAUCACUCUGGAAAGAGCAAAUUGCCAGACGAUGUCGGAGGGGAGAGCCUUUGCACUGAGUCACAUUAAGACGGAGGAAGGACAGAUUAGCAAAAGAGCAGCGAAAAGUCGAGAGGAAGGUAAUUACAGGCAGGCCGAUCACGGUGGUCGAGCAAGGGGCGAGUGGUCACGCAACAAUGACGAAGAGAGGUUUACUCCACUCAAUGUUCCCAGACGAAAGAUACUUCACGAUGUCAAUAGCGCAUCGUUGUUUGAAUUUCCAGCGGCGACGGAUCGUCAAUUGGGACCCUUUAAAACUGACUGGUGUGAGUUCCAUAGAGCUCAUGGACACUCCACUGAAAAUUGCUUCAUCCUAGGGAGGCAGAUCGAGCGUUUGAUCAAGGAGGGCCGACUGAAAGAGCUUGUGGCAAGGAAACAAGAAGGAGGCUCGUCGGAUAGGCGACACCGGCGCGCACAGGAUGACCCCAGGAGGGACAGGCGUAGAGAGAGAACUCCUCCCAGAGAUGCGUCAACGAAGGUGUCAGAAACCCACCAGCAACCCAUCCACGGGGACUUCAAUACCAUCGCAGGGGGGUUUGCAGGCGGGGGAGCUACCUCAACUGCCCGAAAGAGGUACUCUCGGUCGGUGCUGACAGUAUCGGAAUUCAGGCGACCAUCUCAGCCUGAGAUUUUGUUCUCAGCCUCGGAUUAUGAAGGAGUAGCCCCUUACGAGGACGACCCCGGCGUCAUAUUGGCAAUCAUUAUAGGGUACAAUGUGAAGCGUGUUUUGAUCGAUCAGGGAAGUUCCGCGGGCAUCCUACUCUGGGAGGCUUUUGAGGGGAUGAAAAUACCUAACGACCGACUCAUUCCUUAUGCAGGGACUCUAGUGGGUUUUGCAGGAGACCAGGUCAUCGCGAGGGGAUAUGCCGAUCUGGAGACGACCUUUGGCCAAGGAGCUCAGAUGAAAACGGUGGUUGUUCGUUAUUUGGUGGUAAAAUAUUCGUUGCCAAACGGCACAGUGGGAGUCCUUAAGGUAGACCAGGAGGUUGCCCGGAAGUGUUACGGGGAUAGCUUAAAGGCGCAAAGGCGACUGUACACCGCGCAGGUGGAGCAAGAGGUCCACUCCGUCGAGUUAGACCCCAGAAUAAGCCAUUUUGAUCGCCGACCAGCCCCUGUCGAGGACGUUAAAGAAGUGACCGUAAUGGAAGGGAAGAAGGUAAAGAUUGGAACAUCCCUAAGCCCGGAGGACGCACUGAAACUGAUAGAGGUAUUGAAGGUGAACAUAUCGGCAUUCGCGUGGCACGCCAAAGACAUGCCAGGAGUCGACCCCGACUUCAUGUGCCACAGGCUGGCCAUAGACCCAGGCGCGAAACCAGUGAUCCAGAAAAGGAGAAAAUUCGGGGAGGAAAAAUGA